CGGCAGAUGGAGUUUUGGCUCAUCACGGGCGAGGAGGGGUUCCAGAUCGGGGGAGGUUGCUUGUCCCAGAGCCAGCGGGACAAGCAGGUCCAUCGUAGGCGCCUUCGCGCAGCUGGCACGCAGGGCCCGCGCGUGCAUGAGGAUCUGCCACCGCAGGCCGCCAAGGCCCAAAACAAGGUGCUGCAGGCCAACCCGCGCGUCGUCAGCGCUGAGGAGGCAGCGAAGCAGGCGGCUCUGGAGCGCAUGGAGGCCCACGGUGCCCUGCGCGAGGCGGAGAAGGAGCUCGAGGAAGCCCGCCGCGAGGAGGCCUGGGCCGAGCUGGGCAAGCUGGCGGAGCUCGUCGGCAAGCUCAUCACAUCAGGUGCAGGAGGUGAUCAGCGUGAGCAGCAGGACGCAGAAGCCAUCAAGUCGUCGAUGGACAAGCUCAGGAGCUUCCAGGCGCAG
Messenger RNA from Prorocentrum cordatum, 444 nucleotides. Lineage: Eukaryota; Dinophyceae; Prorocentrales; Prorocentraceae. The record is from the annotation of a GenBank genome assembly.